This is a messenger RNA of Kwoniella mangroviensis CBS 8507, 1605 nucleotides long. RefSeq lists its product as uncharacterized. The transcript is spliced from 2 exons. NCBI's taxonomy places the organism in Eukaryota, Fungi, Basidiomycota, Tremellomycetes, Tremellales, Cryptococcaceae. The coding region runs from base 1 to 1605 and encodes 534 amino acids. The record is from RefSeq and is a predicted model, not a curated record.
AUGCUGAAAUCAUCCGCCUCACAACCAGUUCUACGUGUCCUGACCUCAUGGCAACCGUACAUCCCUUCGGCCAUCAUUUUGGGUAUGAUCGCGAUAAUAUUCGGUAUCACUCGUCUUGUGAAGGAGACCCAUAGAGGACGUAUAGCAUCAAGGCUCAAUCAGAAGAAGUCGGACCAUCGUAUUGAGCAAUCCCCUCGUCGUCAUGACGCUCAACUUGACAUCCUACAGCCGAAAAUCACACCUACAGCUGAGCCAGAUCAGAAAUCACAUCUAGCUACCUUUCCCGAUCUCGCUCGAGUAGCGGAUGUGGCUAGUGAGACGGACAGGCAUCGUCUGAUCAAGGACAAGGAGUUAUAUUGGCAGUUGCAGAAUCUGGAGGAUCAUCGGGAAGGAGUACUACAGGAAGCUCGUGCACGACUGGUCGGGCUAUUUGACCAGACGUUAGCUGAAUCUUUCAACAAUCCCUCCGACACUAUCCUGUCUUUGCGUACAUUUGAUUCAUCUUCUCUCCGAACUUUCCUUCAGAAAUCACACCGGUCGGCUGCAAACCGCUAUGAAACGUAUCUCGGCAGGCGCAGAGCGGGUGGCCCUAGAGAGAUGUUUCCUACAAGGGAGUACGCGCUAGAAUGGCUCAGAUUGGCGGGUGUGGUCAAGUACGUGGAUGGAAGCUGGCUGGGGGGUAUACUGGGAGUAGGGACCGGAAGAGCAGCAUGUCUGGGCGAGCCAAGAGAUAACGCAGACGGGAAGAUAAGAAAUGGGAAUCUGGAAAGAUUAGUUAGUAAGAUGGCUUGGCAAGUGAUUUCAGAAGAAUUCGGAGAUGGAGAUUUGCAGAAGAAUCAUGUCUAUCUCUAUGAGAAACUCCUCAACGAUAUUAAAGCUGGUUCUCUUCAGGCCAAUGGAUCGACUGCUCCAGGACAUGUGGAAGGAUUCGAUUGGCUUAGAGACGAUCAGGGAGUGCUUAGAUGUUGGGAAGCGGCGGUGGCACAGCAGUAUAUUGGUCUUUUGGCAUCGACAAGAGAAUUCUUCCCUGAAGCUUUGGGCUUCAAUAUGGCCUACGAGUCGCUACCAUACCAUUUACUGGUCAGUGCGAGAGAAUUGAAAGAACUGAACAUCGAUAAUUACUAUUUCGCGAUUCAUGUUACUAUCGACAACGCCGAUUCGGGUCACUCUGCCAUGGCUCGUAUGGCCGUUGAGAGAUACCUCGAAGGAAUAAGAGAGAGGGAUGGCGAGGAAGCUAUGGAGAAUGUAUGGAGAAGAGUUCAAACGGGCUAUAUCCUUGCUGAAGGGCUGCCGACGACCCCGAGUGGACCCGUCGAAUUCGAGUCUACGGUAGGUGCAGGCGGAGCGACAUUUUGGCGACCUCGCAAAUUCCCGGAUAGACCUCCUACACCGGCUGAAGCUAGAUUGGUGGAUGUGAUCAUGCGAAAAGCAGGAGCAGCGGAGAAAAUGCACUGUACAUCAAGGAUGAAAAUCGGUAAUUUGACCGUAGAAGAAUGGUUAGAACCUGAAACCCUCACCCAAGUAAAAACACUGUCUUUCAUCGAGCGCUGGCGAGUAAAUGACCUUUUGUCAGGCCUGGAGAACCAUCGCGGAGUCGGUUUAUGA